This is a messenger RNA of Ictidomys tridecemlineatus (thirteen-lined ground squirrel), 5254 nucleotides long. RefSeq names its product BicC family RNA binding protein 1 (gene Bicc1). Gene Ontology annotation, cellular component: cytoplasm. The record is from RefSeq and is a predicted model, not a curated record. Gene Ontology annotation, molecular function: RNA binding; protein binding. Lineage: Eukaryota; Metazoa; Chordata; Mammalia; Rodentia; Sciuridae.
GGUCCGAGGACGACUUGGUCGCCGGAGCGCCCUUGCACAGCCCCGAGUGGAGCGAAGAGCGCUUCCGCGUGGACAGGAAGAAACUUGAGGCCAUGUUACAAGCUGCAGCUGAAGGAAAAGGCAGAAGUGGGGAAGACUUUUUUCAGAAGAUCAUGGAAGAAACAAAUACUCAGAUUGCUUGGCCUUCCAAACUGAAGAUUGGCGCCAAAUCCAAGAAAGAUCCCCAUAUUAAGGUUUCUGGAAAGAAAGAAGAUGUUAAAGAAGCCAAGGAAAUGAUCAUGUCUGUCUUAGACACAAAAAGCAAUCGGGUCACAUUGAAGAUGGAUGUUUCACAUACAGAGCACUCACAUGUGAUUGGCAAAGGUGGCAACAAUAUCAAAAAAGUGAUGGAAGAAACAGGGUGUCACAUCCACUUUCCAGAUUCCAACAGGAAUAACCAAGCAGAGAAAAGCAACCAGGUAUCUAUAGCAGGACAACCAGCAGGAGUAGAAUCUGCCAGAGUUAGAAUUCGGGAGCUGCUUCCUUUGGUGCUGAUGUUUGAGUUACCAAUUGCUGGAAUUCUUCAACCAGUUCCCGAUCCUAAUUCCCCCUCUAUUCAGCACAUAUCACAAACGUACAACAUAUCAGUAUCAUUUAAACAGCGUUCCCGAAUGUAUGGUGCUACUGUCAUAGUACGAGGGUCUCAGAAUAACACUAGUGCUGUGAAGGAAGGAACUGCCAUGCUGUUAGAACAUCUUGCUGGGAGCUUAGCAUCCGCUAUUCCUGUGAGCACGCAAUUAGACAUUGCAGCCCAACAUCAUCUCUUUAUGAUGGGUCGAAAUGGGAGCAACAUCAAACAUAUCAUGCAGAGAACGGGUGCUCAAAUCCACUUUCCUGAUCCCAGUAAUCCACAGAAGAAAUCCACUGUCUACCUCCAGGGCACCAUUGAGUCUGUCUGUCUUGCAAGGCAAUAUCUCAUGGGUUGUCUUCCUCUUGUGCUGAUGUUUGAUAUGAAGGAAGAAAUUGAAGUAGACCCACAGUUCAUUGCUCAGUUGAUGGAACAGCUUGAUGUCUUUAUCAGCAUUAAACCAAAGCCAAAGCAGCCUAGCAAGUCUGUGAUUGUGAAAAGUGUUGAGCGAAAUGCCUUAAAUAUGUAUGAAGCAAGGAAAUGUCUCCUCGGACUUGAAAGCAGUGGGGUUACCAUAGCAACCAGUUCAUCCCCAGCAUCGUGCCCUGCCGGCCUGGCAUGUCCCAGCCUGGAUAUCUUAGCUUCAGCAGGCCUCGGACUCACUGGACUAGGUCUUCUGGGGCCAACCGCCUUAUCACUAAACACUUCAACAAACCCGAACUCACUCCUGAAUGCUCUUAAUAGCUCAGUGAGUCCCUUGCAAAGUCCAAGUUCUGGCACGCCCAGCCCCACGUUAUGGGCACCCCCACUUGCUAAUACUUCAAGUGCCACAGGUUUCUCUGCCAUACCACACCUUAUGAUCCCAUCUACCGCGCAAGCCACAUUAACCAAUAUUUUAUUGUCUGGAGUGCCCACCUAUGGGCACACAGCUCCAUCACCCCCUCCUGGCUUGACUCCUGUUGAUGUUCAUAUCAACAGUAUGCAGACAGAAGGCAAAAAAAUCACUGCUUCUUUAAAUGGACAUGCACAGUCUCCAAAUAUAAAAUAUGGUGCAAUAUCAACUUCAUCACUUGGAGAAAAAGUGCUAAGUGGGAAUCAUGGCGAUCCAUCCAUCCAGACAACUGGGUCUGAGCAGGCUUCUCCAAAAUCAAAUCCUUCAGAAGGUUGUAAUGAUGCUUUUGUGGAAGUAGGCAUGCCUCGAAGUCCUUCCCAUUCUGGAAAUGCUGGUGACUUAAAACAGAUGAUGGGUCACUCCAAGGUUUCCUGUGCCAAGAGGCAGACAGUAGAGCUAUUGCAAGGCACGAAAAACUCACACUUACACAGCACUGACAGGUUGCUCUCAGACCCUGAACUGAGUGCUGCAGAAAGCCCUGUGGCUGAUAAGAAGGCUCCAGGAAGUGAACGUGCAGCAGAGAGGGCAGCAGCUGCCCAGCAAAACUCUGAAAGGGCCCGCCUUGCCCCACGUCCAUCAUACAUCAACAUGCAGGCAUUUGAUUAUGAACAAAAGAAGCUAUUAGCAACCAAAGCUAUGUUAAAGAAACCAGUGGUGACAGAGGUCAGAACACCUACAAAUACCUGGAGUGGCCUAGGGUUUUCUAAAUCCAUGCCGGCUGAAACUAUCAAGGAGCUGAGAAGAGCCAACCAUGUGUCCUAUAAGCCCACAAUGACGACCACGUAUGAGGGCUCAUCAGUGUCCCUCUCACGGUCCAACAGUCGUGAGCACUUGGGAAGCGGAAGCGAAUCUGACAACUGGAGGGACCGAAAUGGAAUAGGACCCGCAAGUCACAGUGAAUUUGCGGCUUCUGCUAGCAGCCCCAAGCGUAAACAAAACAAAUCAACGGAACACUAUCUCAGCAGUAGCAAUUACAUGGACUGCAUUUCCUCGCUGACAGGAAGCAAUGGCUGUAACCUGAGCAGCUCUUUUAAAGGCUCUGACCUCCCAGAGCUUUUCAGCAAACUGGGCCUGGGCAAAUACACAGACGUCUUCCAGCAACAAGAGAUUGAUCUUCAGACAUUCCUCACUCUCACAGAUCAGGAUCUGAAGGAGCUGGGAAUUACUACUUUUGGUGCCAGGAGGAAAAUGCUGCUUGCAAUCUCAGAACUAAAUAAAAACCGAAGAAAGCUCUUUGAACCACCAAAUGCACGCACCUCUUUCCUGGAAGGUGGAGCAAGUGGGAGGUUACCGCGUCAGUACCACUCAGACAUGGCCAGUGUCAGUGGCCGCUGGUAGCAGUCCCCACUAGGCACAUGCCCACAAGUACCUGUAGAGUUGGAUGCAGGAGAUCUGUGAACAGCCAUCACUUCACACCAUCUUCAGCACUCUGGUGUCUGGUAUCAGGACCAAAGUAUCUUAUUUGCACCUGUACUUUGUGGCAAAAAGGAAGAAAAGAGAGAAGAUGUUCUUAUCUUGCCAUACAAAAUACCAAAUGUGGAUUGCUUUUUUAAAAUGGCAAUGGGACAGAAUUUGAGGAUAAGGCUUUAUUUCCUGUUUUUAUUUACCUAUAUAACAUAUGCACUGAUUUUUUUUUUUUGUACUUAAAUGAAGGAUAAAUUGACAUGUGGGAUGCCAGAAAACUUAGAAGUUAUUGUGUUUGCUUGUUUUGGUAUUUGGGGCUUUUUAAAAAAAAUGAUCAAAGUGGAAUUUUCUGGUACUGCUUUAAAAUACUUAUUGAGGCCUUUCAGCACUUUACAUAUUCUAAUUUCUUGUCCUGUGGAACUUUUCUCUCUAAUUAUGUCACCUGACAUAUUGGUACAGAUCAGAUUUAGUCAUUUUUUUUUUGUUUGAAAUGGUACUGGAUAUUGAUUUCUGUGCAGAAUAUUCUGUGACUUUGGGAAAUGUGAGUCCACUUGGUUAUGGGCCAAUUCUGUUGUUCAUUCAUGUCAGCAUCCUAGAAAUACAUAGCAAUGAACUAGUUCACAGUAGCAGGUGCAAAAAACAGACCAAAUGGACUUUGCAAUAUUAACCCUUUGCAGUCAUUGUAUUUAGCUGCUGCCUAUAAUGCUAAAAUGAUUUUAAUGGUUAUCUGAAGGCAAAGGGAUGGUUUUUUGUUUUUCUGGGUUUUUUUUAUUUUUUAUUUUUUAGCAUACUGCCAGUAAAGGACACUUAUUUAUAUCAAACUUUAUUUUUAGAUAUUAUAAGCAUACAGUACAUAAUUGAUGAAAUUGAUAUUUACUAGAGAUUUAUGGUAGAGAAUGGACGGCAUUCAAUAACUGGAGCCCUAGAUUGUCACUUUAUUUAAAAAUAAAAAUAAUCAUCUGACAAGACAGCACUGUUGCCAUUACGAAGAGAAAAGAUUGUGGUUCUUAUGAUGCACACAUUAGCUAUGCUCUGUACGGUCAUAGGACUUUCCUAAAACUGUCCGCUUAUGUUUGUUAAGAAUGGAAAGGCUCUAUUUAAGUCUUCAGGGUUAGUUUAUAAAGAUUGCUGAAUUCUGAAGGAAAAAAAAAGACUGCUUUCUAAGUGGCUAGAUUUAUUGUUACAAUCUUAUACUGUGAAAGUCCAAGAAAUCGGGCAACGUUGGUUCCUGCGUCUUUCCAGACUUCUUAUUGCGGAUUUAUGAAGGGUUUUCAAUCAGUGAAGAAAAUCACUCAAGUGCCUUUCCUUCUUCAGAGCAAUAUUUCUACUAUAUUCAUUUGUUGGAAAACUUUCCCAUAGGAAAUAUUGUCAAUUACCUGCAAUGAAUUAUUUAUGUUCAGUAUCUUUUCUAUGUGGACAUAAACCACCCUCAUGGGCUCUCAGCCAAAGGAAUUAGAUGAACUUACACAACCAUGGGGGAAUGACACACAUGUGGGAUAAGAGGUACUCCUGACAUUUUCCCAAGACUAAGUCUUACCCUUAAAGAGCAAGAAUUGAUAUUUUGCACACAGAAAAUUUUUCACUUAAAAAGUUUGGGUUAUGUAACCUUGAAGGCACAGACCAUGAGCCUGUCAUAAUAUUAACAGUUUUAUCUGGCAUUAAGGGGCUGCCCUCCUCAACUACACCUAAUCUUCUUAAGAAUAUAGGACUGAGUAAUCCUUCUCUUUGCAAAUACAACAUGCACAUGUAUACAGUUGAUCAUGUGCAGCUCCCUGACUUAUGCUGUGACGGAUUAAUAACAAUUCAACUUGAUUAUUUUUUUUCUUAAAUAAGACCUGCCCCCUGCCCAAAAUAAUAAUAAUAAUAAUUUGGAGCUUGUUUCCUAGCUCUCUACCAUUUGUAUUUGCAUUAGAAGGAAGAUGGAAUGAAUCUGCAGUAUUCAGCUGACAGCAGUUUUAUGAAGACUUUGAUAUUAUGCCAAAGGGAAAACUGUCCCACUUAAAACAGAUUAAAUAGGGUGGCUAAAAAUAAAAAAACACUGGACGUUAUUUCACUUUCUCUUGAUGCAAUAAGGGAAUAUGACACUACAAUAUACAAAGUUGUCGGUGUUAUAUGAUGCACAAAAUAUUUGGAUUAUUUGAAUAAAUGUUAACUUUUAAUCAAUCUGUGCCUUAAUAGUGACUGGUUAUCUGUAAAUAUAGAACAGAUACAGAUUGUAUUUUUGUGUGGGUUUUUGUCCUUUUAGUGACUUUUUAAAAAAUGAGAUGGAAUUAACAUUGAAAAAUGGGAAUUUUUCUAAACUAAUCAAUUGUUACAUGAGAAAUAAAUUUAUAUAACCCCUUUGUAUUGCU